UCAGAGACUAAAUGGCUUCCAGAUCAGAGGAGGAUCUCUGCUGUCCGGUCUGCAAGGACGUCUUUAAGGAUCCGGUUGUUCUGUCAUGUAGCCACAGCUUCUGUAAGGAGUGUCUGAAGAACUGGUGGAGAGAGAAAGCAGCACAAGAGUGUCCAGUUUGUAGGGAAAGAUCUUUAAAGGAUGAACCAUAUUUAAAUCUGGUUCUGAAGAACCUGUGUGAGACCUUCCUACAGCAGAGAGACCAGAGAGCUUCAGAGGAUCUCUGCAGUCUGCACUCUGAGAAACUCAAACUCUUCUGUCUGGACCAUCAGCAGCCAGUGUGUCUCGUCUGCAGAGAUUCAGAGAAACACACCGAGCACAGAUUCAGACCCAUGGAUGAAGCUGCUGAGGAUCACAAGAAGAACCUUCAGGAAACUCUGGAACCUUUAAAGAAGAACCUGGAGCUCAGGAAGAAAGUUCUAGAGGAGUUUGAUCAGACAGCAGAACACAUGAAGGUCCAGGCCCGACACACAGAGAGGCUGAUUAAGGAGCAGUUUAAGAAGCUUCAUCAGUUUCUAGCAGAGGAAGAGGAGGCCAGGCUGGCUGCACUGAGGGAGGAAGAGGAGCAGAAGAGUGGGAUGAUGAAGGAGAAGAUGGAGGCUCUGAGCAGAGAGAUAGCAGCUCUUUCAGACACAGUCAGAGCCACAGAGGAGGAGCUGAGAGCUGAAGACGUCUCAUUCCUGCACAACUACAAGGCUGCAGUGGAAAGAGUCCAGCGCUGCCCCCUGCUGGAGGAUCCACAGCUGCCCUCAGGAGCUCUGAUAGACCAGGCCAAACAUCUGGGCAACCUGGCCUUCAACAUCUGGAGCAACAUGGAGAACAUGGUCUCCUACACUCCUCUCAUCCUGGACCCAAACACUGCUCAUCCAUACCUCCUCCUGUCUGAAGAUCUGACCGGUUUGACUAAAGUGGAGAAACAGCAGCUUCCUGAUAAUUUAGAAAGACUUGAUAAUUGCUGCUUGGUUCUGAGUUCUGAGGGCUUCAACUCAGGGAACCACAGCUGGGAUGUUGAUGUUGGAGACAGUGGAGCUUGGAGACUUGGGGUGUUUGCAGAUUCUGGAGGGAGGAAAGGAUAUAUAACUUCUGCUUUAUGGGAAAUCUGUUUAAGUGGAGGUAAAUAUUAUCACUGGUCACCAGGAGUUCCUCUCAAAGAUCUUCCAGUGGAGAAGAAGCUCCAGAGGAUCAGAGUGAAUCUGGACUGGGACAGAGGAAAGCUGUCCUUCUCUGAUCUGGACACUGAGACAGAGAUACACACCUUCACACACACCUUCACUGACAAGAUGUUUCCUCACUUUGACACUGAGAAUCAAAUGCAGAUUUUAGCUGUGAAGUUCUCUGGAGAUCCACAGUCAAAGAUCUGACGUCACGUUUCAAAAAUGUUGAUUCAUGUUUUAUUGGAUUUCGGGGAUUUAUUUCAUAUUUAUUGUCACUUUUCUGUGUUACACCAUGAGGACAGUAGCAGCGGUUCUUCAAGCUGCGGCUGGACCUACUGGGCUUGGUCUGGAAAUCAAGAUGCAGAUCCAGGAUCUCAGAGAUGACCACUGCUGCUGAGUGGGAUGGACCCAUUUACAGCUGGUUCCCCACAAAGCUGCCCGCAUUCACUCUGAGCCUGGUUCUGGUUCUGCUGGAGGUU
Molecule: messenger RNA, 1672 nt
Organism: Fundulus heteroclitus (mummichog)
Lineage: Eukaryota; Metazoa; Chordata; Actinopteri; Cyprinodontiformes; Fundulidae
Product: nuclear factor 7, brain-like
Exons: 1
Coding region: 12-1400 (462 amino acids)
Biological process (GO): protein ubiquitination
Molecular function (GO): protein binding; zinc ion binding; ubiquitin-protein transferase activity
Source: RefSeq, a predicted model, not a curated record